Messenger RNA from Rhododendron vialii, 1392 nucleotides. Its product is annotated as PKS-NRPS hybrid synthetase cheA-like. The transcript is spliced from 4 exons. Bases 1 to 1392 code for a protein of 463 amino acids. The record is from RefSeq and is a predicted model, not a curated record. NCBI's taxonomy places the organism in Eukaryota, Viridiplantae, Streptophyta, Magnoliopsida, Ericales, Ericaceae.
AUGAGAUUUUCAUGUGAAAGGAGCGGUAAGUAUAGGCCGUUUAUGAAGAAGGUUGAUGGGAAGGAGGUAGCUGUGAAGAAGAGAGUGCGGUCUACGGGCACCAAAAAAUGUGAAUGCUCAUUUGAAUUGAAAGCUGUACAGGGCAAUGAUGGUUGGACUGUCUCUGUCCACAAUGGCACUCACAACCAUCCUCCAGCGGUGUACUUGAAAGGUUAUUCGUAUGUCGGGAGGUUGUCGGCAGAACAGACUAGCACGGUGGUUGAUUUGUCAGUCGCUUUGGUGAAACCCAGAGAAAUCUUAACCCAUUUGAAGGUUCAAGAUCAUGAAAACGUAACGUCUAUCAAAACUGUGUACAAUGUACGACAAAAGUACCGAGUGAUAGUGAAAGCUGGAAAAUUUCAAAUGCAACAUUUGUUGGAUCGGCUAGAAAAGUACAAGUAUGUUCAUUGGACACAUGGGAACGAGACUGAGAAUGUCACAGAGUUGUUUUGGUCUCCCACAUCUGCCGGGGAGAUGUUACGUGCUUUUCCUCGAGUGUUAAUGAUGGAUUGCACAUACAAAACAAAUAAAUACAAGUUUCCUUUGCUUCAAAUUGUUGGUGUAACAUCGACGAAGAUGACUUUUUGUACAGCGUUUGCUUUCAUGGAGUGUGAAAAAACGAAAAACUACACUUGGGUUGUGGAGAAGCUAAAAGACAUGAUGGAUCCCAACGCACUUCCGUCCGUUAUUGUCACGGAUAUGGAGUUGGCGCUUAUGAAUGUCAUCACAAAUGUUUUCCCUCAUGCUACCAACCUCCUAUGUAGGUGGCAUAUUGGUAAGAACGUAUUAGUCAAGUGUAGAAAGAUGUUUGAUGAUAAGAUGUGGGAGGAGUUUAUUUCACUUGAGUACGUCGAGAAAAAUUGGUUAGUACCCUACAAAGAGAGAUUUGUAGGAGUUUGGACGGACAAAGUCAUGCAUUUCGGAAACCUAACAAGUAACAGGACAACUCUAUUUGAUAUGCUAAGGGGAGUUGUUUCGUCGAAUACCAUGACACUUGUUUUAGUGGCAUCCCAUCAAGUCGAAUGGCUUGAGGAAUCGAAGCGUCAGUGCGAGUGUUCUUUGAGGCACACCCAUGGUUUACCUUGCGCUCAUGAGAUUGCUCCUUACAAGAUGGCAAAUAUCCCCCUACCGAUUGAGUUAAUCCACGACCAUUGGAAGAGGCUUUCUUUGCUUGCACCCCGGAAUGAGAGUUCGAUGGAGGAGACGCUUUUGGCUCACUUUGAUUGUUUUUACAACAAGUUCUUGAAUGAAGAUCAAUAUAAUUUUCCGGAAGCAAUAAGACCUUACAUAGAAUCGGUCAAGGAUGUUGAAGAUGAUGGGAAUUGUGGGUUUUGGCAGUGUCGGGUUUCAUGA